Molecule: messenger RNA, 2206 nt
Organism: Engraulis encrasicolus (European anchovy)
Lineage: Eukaryota; Metazoa; Chordata; Actinopteri; Clupeiformes; Engraulidae
Gene: kcnj11l
Product: potassium inwardly rectifying channel subfamily J member 11, like
Exons: 7
Coding region: 497-1849 (450 amino acids)
Biological process (GO): regulation of monoatomic ion transmembrane transport; potassium ion import across plasma membrane
Cellular component (GO): plasma membrane
Molecular function (GO): inward rectifier potassium channel activity
Source: RefSeq, a predicted model, not a curated record
AAUCAAGGUACCAUCUCUGAUGUGGAUGUGCAGCGUCUGGAAAGCGCAACGGGCGAACUUCAAAGCUAAAUAUUUGAGGACGUGCGACAGACACAGACCUACAAUGGAUGCCAUGAGUAGGCCUAUUUUUGUAGCGCUAGUAAUUAUUGUGUCAAUCUUAGUAGGUUGACCUCUGUAUUUUUGGCUUUGUGCGUAUGCCAACUUUUAUAGCCUACCCUUGUUGUGACAGUGGCUAAAUUAGAGAUCAUCAGAAUAGCUAGCACAUCAGUGCAGACCUAAUGUGUGCAGAUGUGCCCUGUCCAGUUGGUGCACGUUUAUGUAAGCUGUCACGUAAUAUUACUUUCAUGCUAUCUUUUCCCAGGAGGAGCUACACUUGCUCAGUGGUUGCUCUGUCAGAUGCACGGCUGUUUGAAGAAACGAAGGGUCUGAACGAAGACGACAAGAAAGAUCUCGAUUUCGGGUGUGACCUGAGGCUUGAGGAGGCUGGAGCGCGGGCAUGUUGGCCAGGAAGGGUAUUCUCCCAGACGGCUUCCUGCUGACCCGGCUGGCUGAGGAUGCCACCCACCCAAACCGCUUCCGCUCCAAGUCCCAGCGGGCGCGCUUCAUCACCAAGACCGGCUCCUGCAAUGUGGCUCACAAGAACAUCCGGGAGCAGGGGCGCUUCCUCCAGGAUGUUUUCACCACCAUGGUGGACCUGAAGUGGCAGCACUCCCUGCUGAUCUUCACCUCUGCGUUCCUGUGCUCCUGGAUGCUGUUCGCCAUGGUCUGGUGGCUGCUGGCCUUCGCCCACGGGGACCUGGAGCCCCGCGACCCCCACAGCAUGCAUGUGCCCUGCGUCACCGCCAUCCACUCCUUCACCUCCGCCUUCCUCUUCUCCAUCGAGGUCCAGGUGACCAUCGGUUUCGGUGGCCGCAUGGUGACGGAGGAGUGUCCCCUGGCCAUCACGGUGCUGAUCAUCCAGAACAUCUUGGGCCUGAUCGUCAACGCCGUGAUGCUGGGCUGCGUCUUCAUGAAGACGGCGCAGGCCAACCGGCGCGCCGAGACCCUCAUCUUCUCGCGCAACGCCGUCAUAGCGCCGCGCAACGGACGGCCCACCUUCAUGUUCCGCGUCGGAGACCUCCGCAAGAGCAUGAUCAUCUCCGCCACCAUCCAACUGCAGGUGAUCCGGCGCACCGUGACAGCGGAGGGUGAGGUUAUACCUGUGUGCCAGCUGGACGUGCAGGUGGAGAACCCCCUGAGGAGCAACGGGAUCUUCCUGGUGUCGCCACUCAUUGUCAGCCACACCAUCGACCGCAGCAGCCCCCUCUACGACAUCUCAGCACAGUCGCUCGCCACGGAGGACCUCGAGAUCAUCGCCAUCCUAGAGGGCGUGGUGGAGACCACGGGCAUCACGAUGCAGGCGCGCACCUCCUACACUCCGGAGGAGAUCCUGUGGGGGCGCCGCUUCGUCUCCAUCAUGACGGAGGAGGAGGGCCGCUACUGCGUCGACUACUCCAAGUUUGGCAACACCGUGCCCGUGCGCAUGCCCGCGCUGAGCGCCCGCGAGCUGGACGUGACGCGCGGGGUGCAGGUCAAAGGGCCCAGUGAGGGCCAGCCACAAGGGUGGGGGCUGGUGCGCGCCGGCCGGGGGGGCUAUAGACGCGGAGGGGGCACGGGAGCCGGGAACACUUCGGGGGCCGCCGCCAGGCCGUGGUACGCCCACGUGGAGAAGGACGAGGAGGAGAAAGAGAAGGAGAAGGAGAAGGACACGGGAGCGUUUGGACUGAAGAAGGGCAACAAGAAGAUGGUGAAGCUGGAGGAGAUCGGCAGGGAGAUUCGACAGGAGUCCAUCGAGGAGAUGAGCGAUUGAGGUGUCAAAAAAUCCAGUUCACAAGUACAGUAAAAAAAAUAAACCUGCCACAGUUUCUACAAAGUCAAGUCUAGGGGUCCGACUCAAUCUGGUACCUCCUGACCUCUCCUUUUGCUUGUGGCCUCGAGAUGCGAGCCAACACAUUGUGGGAAGUUGACAACGAGACAAGUUUUAUUCGAAUUCUGACAAAAGCACAAUUCAAAGUUAUUUUUUUCAUUUGCCACAUGCACAUGAGGAACUAAUAAGCACAUGUUGGGCAAAUGGGGAGGGGAAUUCAUUCCAAUUCGGUGGCAGUGUCUAAAUCCGGUGAUUUAACUGAAAGUGAUUUACCGGUAGUAAAUCCUUGAAUAGACAAGG